Molecule: messenger RNA, 1529 nt
Organism: Symphalangus syndactylus (siamang)
Lineage: Eukaryota; Metazoa; Chordata; Mammalia; Primates; Hylobatidae
Product: actin nucleation-promoting factor WAS-like
Source: RefSeq, a predicted model, not a curated record
AUGGCAGUACACACGGAUGUAAUGUGUAAAGGGGAAACGAGAGACACAGGUCUUAAGUGUAAUUUUGUGAACUAUGUUUCAAUCCUUUUAAAAGUAGAAUUGUCCAAUGGUUUGAUAAAUCAAGUUUGGUCUGAAGGAAAUCUAAUAUGCAAAUACUUACAGUGUACUCUUUUACAAACAGUCACCCUUGUCAGUUUGAAAAAUCGAAAAUCAACGAAAGAACAGUUUAAGCGGUGGCAGGAUCCCUGGGUAAGGGUGGAUUGCCCCACCGCUCCACCAUUUCCCCCCAAUACUACGCCCACCCUAGGAGGAGAGAGCGGGGGUCGUACAAAUACACAUACCCGGACACCCCCAUUCUCUAGAGUCGCCUCUCUCCCGGGUCUGAGGUUUCAGGCGAGAAGUGAGCCCUGCAGGGGAGGACCUCCGCCCGAAGAGGUUCAGAGGAGCAAACUGUGCGCUCCGGUGCCCGGGCGCCGGGCUCGCGGAAACGGGAGCGUGUCGCUCUGGCCCGGGAGGCGCCGGCAGCCGGAGCCGGGCGCACGGCGGUUCCCGAGCAGCAAGAGGGGAAGACACAGCGGGGCGGACGGGGUCAGUUCCAGGGACUUACCUGGUCAUGUUGGCCCCGGGCAGCCGCCGCCACCGCCUCCCGCGCCGCCACCAGCACUUUCCUCCAGCGCCUUCGCGCCCCGCCACGGCCGCGCAGCCCGCGCCGGCCCGCGCCGCCGCCUCCGGGCGGCCAAUUUAAUCCCGCGGAGCAGCGGCCGCCGCCGCGGAAGCCCCCCUGGUCGCCGCCGCCGCCCAGCCCUCGUGCGGCCAGCCCAGUCCAGAGCGAGGAAGUGGAAGAGAGUCAGCGAGAUAAAAAGAACUGCCCAAAUCCACUGUUUGAAGCAGAAAGGAAAUGAAGAUAUUUGGCUGUAGCCAGUAUGUAAUUCAGAUUGGCACCAUUGUACUGGGGCACCACUGAGAAGAAAUGUGUCCUCUGCAAGCCAGCAGCCUGUGGAAACCAGCCGCAAUGCAAUCAAUCAACAUUGAGGGCCAAAAGCUCUUGCUUCCCUUUCUCUGAUAGAACAAACAGCUCAAGACCCCUAUAAAGUAGGCUUAUAGCUCCAACAAAAACUGGAAAGUUUUUAACAAGUGGUACCACCUGUGCUUAUGUCUCAGCAUAGCCAAAAUAAUUUCCUCUCCUGGGUCUUCUACGUCAAAGGGUGAGGAUUGACAGUGAGAAUGCAAAGAGGAAGAGGUGCCAACAAGGAGCCUGUAGAGUGAGUGGAUUAUCUUUGUGCUAGCAGAGAGAUCAGCAAGUCUGUCUCCUUUACUCUGGAGCAACUGUGUGUGAUAUGAUCUCCCAUCCCCUAUCAAAAAGGCUCUGUCUUCAGAAAAACAAAAGACUUCUCUGCUCAAUGUUGUUCUCUCACAUGAUUGAGUAUUUUUUUUGUUAACAAUGUUGUAUUAUUACAAAACUGUGUAAAACUGGGAAUAUGGAGCUUGUAUGAAAAACACAAUAAAGAAAACAGCUUUGUACAAGCUCA